This is a messenger RNA of Saccharomyces mikatae IFO 1815, 738 nucleotides long. It is a transcript of the gene DCG1, whose product is annotated as Dcg1p. The transcript has a single exon. Bases 1 to 738 code for a protein of 245 amino acids. The record is from RefSeq and is a predicted model, not a curated record. NCBI's taxonomy places the organism in Eukaryota, Fungi, Ascomycota, Saccharomycetes, Saccharomycetales, Saccharomycetaceae.
AUGGAAACAAAAAUACUUGUCGUCAAUCCUAAUAGUUCAAAAACAAUGACUGAUUCCUUGCAGGAAACCAUUGAAAAGACUUUCUCAAAGGAAUCAUUUAAAAUCAGUUACUUCACAGGACCGGAUGCCUCACCACGGCAGAUCGAUGGCGAGGAAACAAGUAUUGAAAGUAUGAAGGCCUGUCUUCCCCUCAUAGUUGAUGAUCAGGAAUCGGUUUAUUACUUUCAGAAUUUUGAUGGGAUAUUGAUCGCCUGUUUCUCCGACCAUCCUUUGGUGACAGAGAUAAAAUAUAGGGCCGCUAAAGAAAAGAGCAAUGUCUCGGUUGUUGGAUUAUUAGAUAGCAGCAUCCAUUAUUGCGACUUGAUCGGAAAGAGGUUUUCUAUUAUCACUUCAAAUAAAGAAUGGAUCCCCAUAUUGAAUAAUUCUGUAGAAUCGAAAUUUUUGACAAGGAACACAAUUGAUAAAAAUCUGUGGAAAGGUACUGUAUCCACUGACCUACAGGUCCUCGACUUGCAUAGCCCAAAAAAUUUUCAGCAAAUUGCGGAUAUUAUUUGCGAGGAGAAUAUUAGAAAGCUUGAUUCAGAGAUUGUAAUAUUGGGUUGUGCAGGGUUCUCAGGGUUACAAAAUAAACUCGCAAAAAGAUUCGAAAAGGAUGGUAUAUUGUUUUUGGAUACGAUUGAAAUCGGUUUGGAGAUUUUAAUUACUAUGAUAAAGUUCAUUAAAUCACAAUAUAAAUAG